Poecilia latipinna (sailfin molly) is the source of this 1856-nucleotide messenger RNA. It is a transcript of the gene cyp27a2, whose product is annotated as cytochrome P450 family 27 subfamily A member 2. NCBI's taxonomy places the organism in Eukaryota, Metazoa, Chordata, Actinopteri, Cyprinodontiformes, Poeciliidae. Gene Ontology annotation, biological process: cortisol metabolic process; cellular response to peptide hormone stimulus; glucocorticoid biosynthetic process. The record is from RefSeq and is a predicted model, not a curated record. Gene Ontology annotation, cellular component: mitochondrial inner membrane. The transcript is spliced from 10 exons. Bases 36 to 1364 code for a protein of 442 amino acids. Gene Ontology annotation, molecular function: heme binding; iron ion binding; oxidoreductase activity, acting on paired donors, with incorporation or reduction of molecular oxygen.
UGCUGCAGUGCCUCCAGAAGCGGCGGUACGGCCCCAUGUGGCGAUCCCGGUUCGGUCCGUUCCAGCUGGUGAACGUGGCGUCUCCGCGGCUCAUUGCCCAGGUGAUCCAGCAGGAGGGCCGGUACCCGGUCCGGGUCGAGCUGCCGCACUGGAAGGAGUACCGGGACCUGAGGGGGCAGGCGUACGGCCUGCAUGUGGAAUCUGGACCGGAGUGGCACCGGAUCCGCAGUGUCCUGAACCCCAAGAUGCUGCGACCCAGAGAGGUGUCGGUCUUCGCCCCGGUGGUCCAGUCCGUGGUGGACGACCUGCUGGCCCGGCUGGAACUACUGCGGCGCCGCAGCCCCGACGGUGCCACCGUGCCCGACCUGGCUGCCGAGCUCUACAAGUUUGGCUUUGAAGGCAUUUCUGCCGUCCUGUUUGAAACGCGGCUCGGAUGCCUACAGGAGGAAAUCCCCACCGACACGCUGCGCUUCAUCACCGCCGUCAACGACAUGCUGACGCUGUCCGACCUGGUGGUGCUGCUGCCGCGCUGGAGCCGUAGGCUCCUCCCCUUCUGGAGACGCUUCGUCCAGGCCUGGGACGACCUCUACGGCGUAGCUCAGAAGCUGGUGGACCAGCGGAUGGCGGAGCUGGCGGCGCAGCCUGGCAAUGGCGGGGGCGGUGAGGGGAUGUACCUGACAUACCUGCUGUCGUCUGAUAGGCUGAGCAGAGCUGAGGUUUACAUCAGCGUGACGGAGCUGAUGCUGGGCGGCGUCGACACGACGUCCAACACUCUGUCCUGGGCUCUGUACCAUCUGGCCCGGGACCGACCCGCCCAGAACCGCCUGCAGGCCGAGGUAGACUCCGUCUGCCCCGACCGCCGGCCGCCCAGCACACAGCAGCUGGGCAGGAUGCCCUACCUGAGGGCCGUCAUCAAGGAGACGCUGCGCUUGUAUCCGGUGGUGCAUGGAAACGGACGGCUGGUGUCAGAGAACGAGGUGGUGGUGGAUGAGUUCUGGUUCCCCAAGAAGACUCAGUUCCACCUGUGUCACUACGCUGCGUCCCACGAUGAGGAGGAGUUCGUGGCGCCGGAGGAGUUCCUGCCGCAGCGCUGGCUGCAGCUGGAAUCUCCCAGCAGCCAUUGCGGCAGAGCCACGCCUGGUUUCUACCGCCAUCAUCCCUACAGCUUCAUCCCGUUUGGAGUCGGAGUGAGAGCCUGUGUCGGCAAGAGGCUGGCAGAGAUGGAGAUGCACCUGGCUCUGUCCAGGCUGAUGCAGCACUACGACGUUCACCCUGAAGUCGGAUCUCCUCUCAUUGAGCCUAAAACCAGAACUCUUCUGAUCCCGUCCAGACCCAUCAACCUGCGCUUCCUGCCCAGAGCCUGAAGAGCCUCCAGCAGGGGGCGACGCCUCAUUCAGGGUUGGAUUCUUCACCACGUCCAGAGGAGAAGCUUUAACAGAAACAUUUUUAUUAAUAUUCAGUUUAUUGAAGCUGAAGAUGAUUUUCUGCCUCUGUAUCGGUUUCUGUCCUCACCGCUUUUAAAGUCUGGGCUUUGACUAGGCCGUUUCUGUGCUCUGAGCUCCAGCUGCUCUGGAACAGAUGGCCCACAUCAUGACACCUCCACCACCGGCCCCGACAUCGUGUUGUAGUUCUAUGAGCUUUCUGACCUUUGACCUGCAGAUGGAGAAGAUCAGAGGAAGAAGUGGAAGCUCAGUUUGGUUAGCAUUUAGCUUGUUGCUAAUAUGUGGUUAGCAUUUAGCUUGCUGCGGCCUGACUGCGUUCUUCAUGUGUUUGAAUGUACCUGUGCCUUUCUGAAGUAUAUUUAUUGUUACAACAGGGAAAUUAUUUUACUGUAAAACCAUCUUUUAAAUUCUGAA